Messenger RNA from Thamnophis elegans (Western terrestrial garter snake), 2709 nucleotides. It is a transcript of the gene GPR45, whose product is annotated as G protein-coupled receptor 45. Gene Ontology annotation, biological process: G protein-coupled receptor signaling pathway. The record is from RefSeq and is a predicted model, not a curated record. Gene Ontology annotation, cellular component: membrane. Bases 522 to 1637 code for a protein of 371 amino acids. The transcript is spliced from 3 exons. NCBI's taxonomy places the organism in Eukaryota, Metazoa, Chordata, Lepidosauria, Squamata, Natricidae. Gene Ontology annotation, molecular function: G protein-coupled receptor activity.
CUGGGGACCUCCUGGAAGGGAGCUCAGAGGCUCGGCCUUCUGCACAUAGUUGAGUGGUGCGCAGCCCUUGGCCGAAGCUGAGGUUUGUUUAUUGGGGCAAGAAUUCCCUGUGAACCAAGAAACUGUUUUGGGUUUUGUAGUCCCAACAACUUAAAGGCUUGAUCGAUUGAAACAACUAGAUACACAUGGUUAUUGGUUUUCUAGAUCUGAAAGUCCCUGAAGAAAAGUUCUUGGCGGUGGCUUCCUUAUUGUUUCUGUUCAGAAAUGCAACAACUUCUACGUUAUGCUAUGAUCUGCCAACGAUUGCUGAAAAUCUGUUCUACAGACAGACUUGCCGAGACGGACUCAUUUUUGUUUAGAAUCAUGUGGCAAAUUCAAUGGAAAAAUGGCAGGAGCUGAAGAGCUAGCAGGAAGACUAUGGUAGUCUUGCCUUUCUUUCUUUUUCUUUCUUUCUUUCUUUCUUUCUUUCUUCCUUUCUUUUUCUUUCCUUUCUUUCUGCCUUUCCAGUGUUUUGUCUUAGAAUGGCAUGGAACAAGACACCUUCAGACAUGUUCUUUCCCUUUAAUGAGAGUAUCCAAUUCACCACCUCUGCUCAUACAUCCUUGCCAGUUUCACUCAGGAUAUUAAUGGCUAUAGUAAUGCUCCUUAUGAUUGCCAUUGGAUUCUUAGGCAACACCAUUGUCUGCAUGAUUGUUUACCAGAAGCCAGCCAUGCAUUCAGCAAUAAAUCUACUUUUAGCUACACUGGCUUUCUCUGACAUUAUGUUGUCUUUAGUCUGCAUGCCAUUUACUGCUGUCAGCAUUAUUACAGUAAACUGGAAUUUUGGAGCUCACUUCUGCCGCAUAUCUGCCAUGCUUUACUGGUUUUUUGUCUUGGAGGGGGUCUCAAUACUUUCAAUCAUUAGUGUGGAUCGAUUCCUCAUUAUUGUCCAGCACCGAGACAAGCUGAACCCCCACCGUGCCAAAGUCGUGAUAGCUGUUUCGUGGGUCUUCUCGUUCUGUAUCUCCUUCCCUUCCGUUGUUGGGUGGACAUUUGUGGAGGUGCCAAGCAGGGCUCCCCAAUGUAUCCUUGGAUACUCUGAAUUCCCUUCAGACCGAGCUUAUGCAGUGAUGCUGCUUGUGGCCACUUUCUUUGUCCCUUUUGGCAUUAUGUUGUAUUCUUACCUUUGCAUCCUGAAUACUGUCCGUCAGAACACAGUCCGGAUCCACAACCACACAGAGAACAUCUGCCUCAGCCAGGUGAGCAGGCUAAGUCUAAUAGGACUGCAAAAGCCUCACCACAUUGAUGUAGACAUGAGCUUCAAAACUAGGGCAUUCACUACCAUCUUUAUUCUGUUUGUUAGCUUUUCCCUAUGCUGGCUUCCGUACACAGUCUUUAGCCUGAUGUCUGUCUUCAGCCGACAGUUCUAUUACAGCCCCUCUUUCUAUAUCAUUAGCACUUACGUACUGUGGCUAAGUUACCUCAAGUCCGUUUUCAACCCCAUCAUCUACUGCUGGAGGAUCAAGAAAUUCCGUGAGUCCUGUCUGGAGUUCAUGCCAAAAACAUUUAGAAUCUUUCCUCAAGUGCCUGGACGGACAAAACGGAAAAUAAGGCCGAGCACAAUAUAUAUCUGCAGUAAUCCCCCGUCUGGAGUUUAGAAGUAAACCAUGGUCAUUAAUGUAUUACAAAGGAAAAUGUGGAAUGAAUGAAUUCAAGUGUGGUUGAAUAGACACUAGGUGGUUUUAUCCUGGUAAAAGAAAUCCUCACUCAGCAGUUAUCAAUUUUGAAAUUAGAAAUAUUUCUUCUACACUGCCUUUAAUAGUGUUAAUACUGUCUGUAGUAGUGUUUUAUGAAUAAGCUACACACCCAGAUUGUUGGGGGUAGUAUGCUGGCUCUGUAAACCACUUAGAGAGGGCUGUAAAGCACUAUGAAGCGGUAUAUGUCUUAAGUGCUAUUGCCAUCAUAUUUGAGGAUUGUCUGUGUUUCAAGUUGAAUUACAGCACAUAAUCACACUACAUUAUCCUAAAUGUGGUUUUAUCAAAUCUACUGCCAAUAAUAACACUGCCUUUGUAAUUUUAUUUCCUUCAAAUUAAAAGAAUAAACAUCAAGAUACCUGCUUUUUUAUUUCAGUGUCUAUCCCUUCUAUCAAAUUGGUUGUCUUGCAAAAACAAGUAUCAAAUUGCAAUCUGAAUAUCUUACAGGGAGAACCAUUUUUGCACAAGUGCAUUCUGACACUUUACAGUUGGGCUUGGUUUAGAUCUCUCGGUCUACCUUUAAAUAAUGGAAGAUAAUCAAGGUUCAAAUUAAGAACAUGGAUGAUUUAAACUUUUCCCCUGCUAGAGUCCUUACCAAAAGUGCUUCUUGCACACACAAAAAGCCAUUGAAAUAUCCCACAAAUAAGGAUUGUGGUCAUCAAGAUCACAACAGAAGGAAAACAAAUCCCUUACGAUACAUAGGCAAUCAGUUCUGAUUGUAAUUAUUUGUUGUUGUGAUUUCAAAUGAAAAUAGGCAAUAAACAAAUUAAAUACAUUACAGCAUUUAAUACAGGUAUCCUCUGAACAAUGACAGGUCACUUAACAACCUUUCAAAGUUAUAACACCCCGCCCUCCCCCAAAAAUGCCUACAUGCCAGUGGUGGGUUCCGGGCGGUAAGGCCCGGUACAGACGUACCAGUGGUAGAUGCGGCCCUCAGUGAAAUUGAGUUUGACACCCCUGCCUUAGACCAAGAGCA